This is a messenger RNA of Paramuricea clavata, 773 nucleotides long. The record is from the annotation of a GenBank genome assembly. Lineage: Eukaryota; Metazoa; Cnidaria; Anthozoa; Malacalcyonacea; Plexauridae.
ACAACUUCCAUUCGUAUUGUAGAUAACGAAUGGAAAACUCGCUAUCAAACACAACAUCAAAUAAACGAACAGCUGGAAAAACAGCGAAUUAUGCUGCAGGAUAAAUUGCAAAAUUUCCGUGAAACAUCCAAAAAUGGUAAGAAUAGAGCCUGGUUCACACUAGCAAUUUUGUCGGCGAUUUUAUGUUUCUGACGCAUGCAAAUGAGUGAACUCGCACACAGAAGAAUAGAGUCGCUUUUCAGAAGUAACUUGCUUUGUGUUGUCGAUUUUAUUCAUAUCUGCAAAAUUUUUAAGCCAUUCUUAACUCGAUAAUUCACAAUAAAUAAUGUGUUUUAAUGCAAGCUGGUAUACAUGAAAUUGCAGCGAAUGUAUAUCGUUCAUUAAGCUAUAACGCAUCAGUUGUGUUUUUAUGUUUGGAUAUUAAAUAUACAAAACACGUUACCAGUCAAACGACAAUACCGCAUAUUAAUAUAUCCAUUAUUUAUCUUAGGUAAUCGUCAUGAUAUUAUUGAUAAAUAUACAAAACACGUUACCAGUCAAACGACAAUACCGCAUAUUAAUAUAUCCAUUAUUUAUCUUAGGUAAUCGUCAACUCCAAAAAAGAUCAAAUAAAGAAGAACUCUCCGAUGUAAGUAGUCCAUGGCGUCUUAAGACCAAUCUAAACGAUGUGGUUGUCGUAAACGUUGUAUUCUGACUAGUGUGAGUGGUAACUAGGGACAAAUGGCGUGUGAACGUGUGACAAGUAUGUCGGAUGAGAGUUGGCAGUCACGCAC